This is a messenger RNA of Gracilinanus agilis (Agile Gracile Mouse Opossum), 1056 nucleotides long. It is a transcript of the gene MOS, whose product is annotated as MOS proto-oncogene, serine/threonine kinase. The record is from RefSeq and is a predicted model, not a curated record. The coding region runs from base 1 to 1056 and encodes 351 amino acids. Gene Ontology annotation, biological process: signal transduction; protein phosphorylation; negative regulation of metaphase/anaphase transition of meiotic cell cycle. Gene Ontology annotation, molecular function: protein kinase activity; ATP binding. Gene Ontology annotation, cellular component: cytoplasm. Lineage: Eukaryota; Metazoa; Chordata; Mammalia; Didelphimorphia; Didelphidae. The transcript has a single exon.
AUGCCUUCGCCCGUUCCCCUGAUCCGUUAUUUUCCUAGAGAGUUUUCUCCCUCCGUGGAUUUGCGGCCCUGCAGCAGCCCCCUGGAGCUCCCCGGGAAGCGGGGCAAGCUCUUUUUAGAGGGGACCCCCUCCCCCCGGGCUCGGCGGCUGCCCCGGAGGCUGGACUGGUGCUCCAUUGACUGGGAGCAGUUAUACUUUCUGCGGAAGCUGGGGGCUGGGGGGUUUGGCUCGGUCUAUAAGGGGACCUACCGAGGGCUCACGGUCGCGAUCAAGCAAGUGAAGAAGUGCAACAAGAACCGGCUAGCUUCCCGGCAGAGCUUCUGGGCCGAGCUCAAUGUCACCAGGCUGUGCCAUAAAAAUGUGGUGCGAGUCUUGGCCGCCAGCACUUGCACUCCCCCGGGUUACAACAGCCUAGGGACCAUCAUCAUGGAGUACUGGGGGCACACUACCCUUUACGACGUCAUCUACGGGGCCAACUCCGCGCCCGACGACGAGCCCAGUGCCGAGGAGCCCUUGGACUUGGGAAGAUGCCUCCGGUAUUCCCUGGACGUGGUCAAUGGCCUUCUUUUCCUCCACUCUCAAGGCAUAGUCCACUUGGAUCUCAAGCCGGCCAACAUCUUGAUCGGGGAACAAGAGAUCUGCAAAAUUGGGGACUUUGGGUGUUCGCAAAGGCUAGAAGAUCUGUUGGGUCUGAGCUCGCACCAUUGCCACUUGGGCGGUACAUACACACACCGCGCCCCAGAGCUCCUCAAAGGAGAGACGGUGACGGAAAAAGCAGAUAUUUAUUCUUUUGCCAUCACGCUCUGGCAAAUGGUCACAAGGGAAGUGCCUUAUUCAGGUGACCACCAAUACAUACUAUAUGCUGUGGUGGCUUAUAACCUCCGGCCAGCGCUCACAUCCUCUGUCUUCACUGACUCUUUACCUGGCCAGAGACUGGAACACAUAAUCCAGUGUUGCUGGACGGCUGACACAUUGGUCAGACCGAGCUCAGACCUGCUCCUGGAUGAUCUUAAUUCCUUGCACGCUAACUUGGCAGACUUGAAUGCUAGAAGUUAA